Messenger RNA from Helianthus annuus (common sunflower), 1290 nucleotides. Its product is annotated as 60S ribosomal protein L18a-2. The transcript is spliced from 4 exons. Lineage: Eukaryota; Viridiplantae; Streptophyta; Magnoliopsida; Asterales; Asteraceae. Gene Ontology annotation, molecular function: structural constituent of ribosome. The coding region runs from base 562 to 1095 and encodes 177 amino acids. Gene Ontology annotation, cellular component: ribosome; cytosolic large ribosomal subunit. Gene Ontology annotation, biological process: translation. The record is from RefSeq and is a predicted model, not a curated record.
UUUUUUUUUUUUUUUUUUUUUUUGUAUAAAACGUGUCAAUUUGUUAAACUCGAUAUGUACCACAUAUAUAAGAGAAUCUUCUACUCUGCAAUAAUCAAAUUUAUUAUCAAUUGAAGUCAUCCACAUAUUUUCUAACUAUAUAAACCAAUCAUGUAUCAAUUCCUUUUAUGAAUGUUAAUAAUAAUAAUUUUUAAAUAAAAUGAUAUAAUCACCGAUUCAAAUAAAAAGUCUUAACAAUUCAGAUCCGAUAUAAUGUUUAAUCAUUCAGAGAUAAAUUUCUAAAACAUUUAAACAUUUGCUCACGAAACAAUCUAAACCAUUAAGAGCCUAGUAUCAGCUAAAACAAACACCCCCUUAAAUAGUUCCAAAAACAUGGUAGGUUAGUAAGGCAAAAGACAUGAAAGAUUUUGUUGUUACAUUUGGGCUAUCUAUAAGGCCCAAUCCAGCCCAAGAAGUAGGGUUCUUCUUCUCAAGCCACUUAUAUACCAAUCGAUGCCCUAAUUUCCAUCGUUACCGCCCCAACCACACCGCACGCAGCACUCACCGUCGAAGACCUCAACAAUGAGCUACAAGUUUCAUCAGUUUCAGGUCGUCGGCAGAGGUUUACCGACGGAGUCUGAUGAGAAUCCGAAGAUCUACCGGAUGAAGCUUUGGGCUACCAAUGAAGUUCGUGCUAAGAGCAAGUUCUGGUAUUAUUUGAGAAAGUUGAAGAAGGUGAAGAAGAGUAAUGGUCAGAUGCUUGCUAUUAAUGAGAUUUUUGAGAAGAACCCAACAACCAUCAAGAACUACGGCAUUUGGUUGAGGUACCAGUCGAGGACCGGGUACCACAACAUGUACAAGGAGUACAGAGACACCACCUUAAACGGUGCUGUUGAGCAAAUGUACACCGAGAUGGCUUCUCGUCACAGAGUCCGCCACCACUGCAUCCAGGUCAUCAAGACUGCCACCAUCCCCGCCAAGCUCUGCAAGAGGGAGUCCACCAAGCAGUUCCAUAAUUCGAAGAUCAAGUUCCCGUUGGUCUUCAAGAAGGUUAGACCACCAACCAGAAAGCUCAAGACCACCUACAAGGCUUCAAGGCCCAACUUGUUUGUUUAAGUGGGUCUGUUUUGGUGUUUGUUGCUGUCUGUUACAAUGUUUGGAAUUACUGGAAAUUUUGUUUUUUGUUUUCAAACUUCUUUGUUCUUCGUUAAUCAUUUUGCUGGUUUUAGAAGUCUUGGAUAUUUGAGAUUUUGAUGUUGCGUUGAUGAUUAGAGAAUGCUAUUAUUAUUCAGGGAUACCAUUGUUGUUGCU